Molecule: messenger RNA, 1196 nt
Organism: Diabrotica virgifera virgifera (western corn rootworm)
Lineage: Eukaryota; Metazoa; Arthropoda; Insecta; Coleoptera; Chrysomelidae
Product: lipase member H
Exons: 5
Coding region: 141-1049 (302 amino acids)
Biological process (GO): lipid metabolic process
Molecular function (GO): lipase activity
Source: RefSeq, a predicted model, not a curated record
UAAUAUUAUUUUUUCAGAUAAGAUAGUGUGUACAUAAAACUGCCUAAUGCGGAUAAGAAUUAUCCAUCAAGUUGACUAAUAUUUUGUUAAAAAACAGGUAUGAAAAUUAUCUCCAGCAUUGCAGUUAAUGUUACAUCAAAAUGAAGUCCAACGUUGUGUUAGUACUUCUGGUUACGUUCUUCUUUACGCUUUCACUUUCUGAUCCAUCCAGUGAUGAUGUAAUUUUCAAUUUUUACAAAGAACCGAAGAUAUCCACAGAAAUUAUUAUUAGUAAGAUUGAUGAGUUGAAGGAUGCUGGAUUUGAUGCAACUCAUGAUACCGUUCUUUUGAUUUACAGUUAUGGAGAUCCAUCAGAUUUAGAAACUAAAUGGAAGUUGUCGAGUUCAAUUUUUGGAGUCGUUGCUGAUCUGAAUAUUUUUGUCGUCGAUUGGAGUAAAGCAACUACAAAAGAUUACUUCGAAGCUCAAAAGGAUGUGACAACAGUUGGUGGAUAUAUUACAGAGUUUCUUAAUGCACUUGUAUCUAAAUAUACAUUAAACUUAGAUAGAGUCACCAUCAUCGGCUGGGAUCUUGGAGCACACAUCGCUGGAACAGCUGGAAAGAAAAUGGAUAAGAAGUUAUCUACGAUUAUAGGUCUUGAUCCCGCUGGUCCACUCUUUGUAAACAAAGACACUUCCAAUCGCCUUCUUGCAACAGAUGCCAACUAUGUACAAGUGAUUCACACAAAUGCUCUCAUUAAUGGAUUUUCUUAUCCUUGUGGAACUGCAGAUUAUUAUCCAAAUGGUGGAGAAAACCAAACCAGCUGUGGAAACGACAUAACUGGAGUAUGCUCGCAUCAGAGGUCUUUGGCAUUCUACGUUGAAUCUCUAACUAGUGAUAAGUUUGUGAGUUACAAGUGUGACGACUAUGAUAGUUACAAAAAUGGAACGUGCAAACUUCAAGAUGAUAAUAAGUCUAUAAUGGGCCAGUUUACUACCAAAAUAGAUACAAAGGCAAGCGGUACCUAUUUUCUGGACACGAAUGAUAAACCUCCCUAUGCCAAGGGUUAAAAUCUGAAAGUGUUUUUAUAUUUAUUACUUAGACCUAGGUAGAUGAUCAUGCAAUUAUAAGGUUUUGUCUUAUAAUAUAUGUUAAAUAUAGUUAAUUGACAAUUUUAUUUACAAUAAUACAAUCAAAGAAAUAAAGUUAAAUUUCGA